AUGGAUAUUAGUCAAGAUCAAGUAGUGAAACGUGGCAGACCUCUACCUGACUUGAGUAGAAGUAACAGUUGUAGUUCCAUGGAGGACGAUACUAUAAUACAGAGUCAAGGUGGUUCCAUGGAUGAGUUGGUUGCCGCUGUCGAUUCACUCCGCGGCGAACAAACUCUCAUGCCACCAGAAGAUAUCAAACAACGAUUGAAUAGCAUUGCAUGCACCUUGAACAUAGACGAAUCAACUCUAUCCACUGCAUUAGAGUUAUUAGAGAGUAUACAAUUAUCAAGUGAUCGAGGUGUCGCGCGCCAUCGACUCGCAAUUCAAGAAACUCUCACAGAGUUUUGUCAUACUGAACAUUAUCUAUCGCAAUGGUCGCCUGCCACCUCCUCCAUCAAGACAAUCAACAGUGGUUCGAGCAAACAACACUCCACCGAAGAGUAUCUCUUUAGCGUUGGAUGGCUACUCUACCUACACUGCAAGAGCAAGCUAUUCAACGACACACCAGAUCUCCUACAAUCGAUACAUAUCAUUCUAUGUUGUUUGAAUCUUCUCUAUCUUAAAUCACCAUCUACCAACCGGAAACUUACAUUUAACAAUAACAGCAGCAACAACAAUAACAAUAGCAAUAACAACAACGAAAACAACACAGACAACAAAGAUAACGAUGACAAAAGCGAAUCUAGCAGUGACAAUAAGAAAAUACUAGAAUUCUUAUCAAAGUCAAUCAACGGCAAUUUGAAGGAACUUGUAAAUACAAAUCAAAAAAUAUUUUCAACCAUCAUUACUGAUAUGGUAAAUAAUCAUACAUUAAAGACAUCGGAUGGAGAUGACUAUUUCUCAAAUAUAUCACUGUUGACUACCAACUUUUUACAUCUAAACAAACUAUAUGAGCAUCAAUAUUAUUCAAGCGGAGACAUUGACGAGAGAGUAUUCUUGUUUGAUAAGGAAAUAGUUGGUACUCCAUUCAAGUCCAGUUCAUCAAUUCGUAAAUCAAAUCUGAUUUCAGAGAAUCAGCAUCAACAACACCAUCAAGGCAGAAUAAGACAACCCUUAUUUGGCACCGGUGCCAACGAUUCAAUAAGUAGUAGUAGUAGUAGUAGUAGUAGCAGCAAUCAAAGUUUAAAUAAUAACAACAAUAGCAGUCUAUCUGGAUAUCCAACUACACCAAGUAAACAUUUAAAUAAUGAACAACACUCUAGACAGUAUCCACCUCAGACACCAGUGUCGGCAACAGUCACCAUGGUUAGUUGGAUCAAACAAACCGUUGGAAACAACGAUAUUAUAGAUUCUGUGAGUCAGCUGAUCAAGGAAUGUUGUGGACCUAAUGCACAGGAUUCACUCGAUAUGAUUGCCAAGUUGGUCAGUGAACUCACCGAUGGAAUCGAUAAUCUUUAUUUGUCGGACGAGUUGAUCACCUCUGACGAACAAGCCAUUCUCACAAAGCAAUUCCAUCGAUCACUUUUAGCCACCAGUUUUGAAAUGGUUGCAUACUCACACAAACUCGACAGUCUGCUAUUCCCACAUUUCGUAAAGCUAUUUGGCUUGCAUCCAUUCAGCUAUUACAGAAUCAUCGAUAGCAUUGUAAAGAUCGAUGACUCGAUGCCUCAUCUCUUGGUGACACACUUGCUCUCCAUUGAAGAGCGUAUUGUCGAGCAAUAUGCAUGGACUGAAGGAUCCACUGUUUUCGCACUGAUUGAAAGCUCCAAAGAACACCUCCGAACCCUGUCACCGUACGCUGCAUCAUCAACAUCGACCUCAACACCAUUGAAACCACCUUCGACACCCUCACACGCCAGCAACACACCAGCAUUUACCAAUUUCAUACAAAACUUUUCCACUCCAACCAAACCAACUGCCAAGCCAACUCCAUUGAUAGCUACACCUACAUCAUACGGAAGUAAAAUGCAAUCACCAGGUCCAAAAUCAAGAACAUCUAUUGUAUUAAUUAAUUUCUUUAGAAAAGUAUUAAAUUUAAUAAGAGGAAAAUGUAAAAACUUUUGUAUGGCAUUAUCAUUACCAAAUGAUGUUUUACACCAGAUACUAUGGGCAUCAAUCAAUUUAAUUAUAGAACAUACCGAGCUUCUAAAGAAUAGAUCAUUGGAUAUUAUUGCAAUCAGUACUAUCUAUGCAAUUUGUAAACUUAAUUCCAUUGCCAAGACAUACAAAACCAUCAUUGAAAGCACUUCUAUUCCAACCAAAGUUUACAAAGAUAUCCCAUUGACAAAUGGAACAGGAGAUAUAGUUGCUUUCUAUAAUGAACUAUACUUACCGACUAUGGAUGCAACGAUUCACCAAGCUGCUGAGAAGUGCCAAUAUCUUAAAAAUAUAAGUACUCCAACCAAGCUUGUACCUUCGUCACCAAGACCAUCUCCACUCCCGCUACAACAAAAGAACAUUACUUUCUCUCCAAUGGUUUCUCGAACAUCCAACAACAUCAAUUUAACACCAUCGAAACUCUCUUAUAGCAUAGGAAGAACACCAUCAAAAGAGUUGAAGGUGAUCAACAUGAACAUCAACAACAGUAGUAGUAGCAACAUUGGUGGAGUUAGCACGACCACUUUAGGAAUGUUUGGCACACCCUCUAAAUCCACUCACAUCUCUAAUUCCUCAUCAACACCAUCGUCAUCAGUAUCAUCCACAAGCUCAUCGUCAAAUGUAUCUCCUGUUCUUUCAUCAUCAUCGUCCUCGUCCGACUUUAACGAAAACAUUAGUAACAGCGAGGCAAAUACCAUUGACAAUAAUAAUAACUCUUACAACAAUAACAAUAACAGUAGUUCCAAUAAGAGUAAAGGCAAACGUUUAUUCUUUGGUGAUGACAGUAAUACCCAGAGUCCAACACAAGAGGAGUCAUGUCCAGAGCCACCCUUAAAGAAAUAG
Molecule: messenger RNA, 2871 nt
Organism: Heterostelium album PN500
Lineage: Eukaryota; Evosea; Eumycetozoa; Acytosteliales; Acytosteliaceae
Gene: rblA
Product: Rb-like protein
Exons: 8
Coding region: 1-2871 (956 amino acids)
Biological process (GO): regulation of transcription by RNA polymerase II; negative regulation of G1/S transition of mitotic cell cycle; cell differentiation
Cellular component (GO): chromatin; nucleus; transcription regulator complex
Molecular function (GO): RNA polymerase II transcription regulatory region sequence-specific DNA binding
Source: RefSeq, a predicted model, not a curated record